Molecule: messenger RNA, 2168 nt
Organism: Vigna umbellata (rice bean)
Lineage: Eukaryota; Viridiplantae; Streptophyta; Magnoliopsida; Fabales; Fabaceae
Source: RefSeq, a predicted model, not a curated record
GAUCAUUAAUAGCGUACCUGCGAAAAGAGUUGACGAAAGUGAUUUUCCUUUCCAUGCCAAGUGCCAACAUGUAUAUAACUCAUAAAUUAUUACUCCUCAUCAUGAACAGAGUUGCGUCUUUGUUCCUCUUGUUUCCACACGCUUUCGAUUCAUUCACUUUUUAUUAUUUCUCUUUCAUCUUGGUCCUAACUGUUCCUUCAUUCCACCAAUCAAUCGCUUCAACCGAGACCCACUUCACAGAUGACUUAAAGUGUGAUGCUUUCAAGCACGAGAAAACAUUAAUAGGUUUGAUCUGCACUGAAACGAAGGUGGGUGGGAGAAAGUUGGUUCCUUUUUAGUUUCAGGACUUGUGGGUUUUGCUCCACUUUUACUAAGGCAUGAGUAAUCAUUUGGGGUUGAAGUAUUGCUGUAUCGGCUGCUAGUACGACUACUUAUGUUUCGGAGACUCAGAUGGUUUGUGGGUCUGAAUCAGAAGAAUUGGUCAACCAAAAGGUUGGUCCAUGUUGAACAUCAACAUCCUGGCCCUGCAAGGCCAAACCAGUUGCCUGUGCUCGAUGCCGUGCACGAGGUUGCAAUUUACAUUCAUAGGUUUCAUAAUCUUGACCUCUUUGAACAAGGAUGGUACAAAAUCAAGGUGACCAUGAGAUGGGAGGAUGGUGAAGACUCCUAUCCCGGGAUUCCGGCGCGGGUUGUUCAGUAUGAAGCUCCUGAAGUGGGUUCUGACAAUUUAUGUAGAGUCUGGAUGAUUGAUGAUACAGACAACAGUUUUUCAACACCGCCAUUCCAUAUUAAAUAUGCAAGACAGGAUGUAUAUCUUUCCAUCAUGAUCUCAUUCUACCUGUCUUUUGGUGUGUGUGAGGUACAAUCCUCUUCUGUCAUCUUGAAGUUUGAACUCAUGCAUGCUCCUAUAACUCGAACUGGGCCUGAGUUACAAGGUUCUCUGGAUCCAUAUGUUGCUUCAGUUCAUGAAUAUAAAAUCCCCCCUAAAGCUCUUCGAGGAUUGCAUUCAUAUUGUCCUGUUCAUUUUGACGCUUUCCAUGCUGUCCUUGUUGAUACAAGCAUUCACAUCAGCCUACUAAAAGCUAGUUAUCACACAUCUCAACAGAAGGUAUCCAGUGAAUCCAGAGGUUCAGAAGGUGCUUAUGUUGAAGAUUAUGUUGGGUCAAACAAGGUUAUGCUCAUCAAAGCAUUGAUGGCUGCAUAUGAUAUCCUGCUUGAAGAUUUGAGAAGAAUAAGCACAGGCAUUGGCAAAGCUAUUGAUUUGACUGAAAUUACUUUUGAAUCAGAUGCUACAGAAUGGUUUGCUCCUACUCCACCUGCAUGUGUGGAAAGUGUUGAUGGUGAACCAUCACUUCAACUGUCUGACAUGACACAAGUAAUAAGUGCCGAGAAGUCUGCUUAUUAUAUCAAUAACCUUACUGAGAAGUCUAUCCAACCUUUCUCUUGGGAUGAUCAUCUCUUAAGCUCUUUCCAGUCUCUAGGGAAUCAUCUCUUAUGUCUCUGGAAUAUAUUUCUGAAAUUCCACAGGGAAAACAGAACAAAAAUAUUGGAAUUUCUGCGGAAGUCCUGGGUGAUUGAUCGGAGAACUGAAUGGUCUAUAUGGAUGGUGUACUCAAAGGUUGCAAUGCCUCAUCAAAAUAUGAUCAAUGGAGUUGAGGGGACGUCCAUGUCCCACGGUGUACAUAGAAGUUCAAUACUAACAAGAAGAUUUACUGAUGAUCCUAUUCAAAGUGCAACAAUGCGUGCAGAACUUCACAGGCGGGGAAUAUCACAAAUGAGGAUAAACAAUAGGUCACUUCAAGACAUGUUUAUAUUUGGAGAUCUUCUGCUGGUUCCUAUCAUUAUUAUAGAACGCUUGACAAACGGGUACCAUUCUGCCAGUGUGAACUCAGACUUCAAUUCUUUGGAUGACAAAAACAGGCAUAUUCUAGAAAAUGGAUCCAGAGCCGCAAAGAAGUUGUUUGGUGGCAGUUCACAGCAGAAUGAGCUUGUUUUAAGGAUAGUUGUUUUUGUUCAUGGAUUUCAGGCAUGUUUCACAUUCUUGCAGUUGCUUUUACCUUGAUCUGAGUUUUGUCUCUCUUUGUUGUUACUUUGGCCUUCAGUCUUUUAGAAGUUACAAUCCAAAGUGGUUUUCUCUGAAAACUGAAGCUGCAAUUUAUGUUCUGGGA